Rhododendron vialii is the source of this 1159-nucleotide messenger RNA. RefSeq lists its product as uncharacterized. The record is from RefSeq and is a predicted model, not a curated record. Bases 235 to 1062 code for a protein of 275 amino acids. NCBI's taxonomy places the organism in Eukaryota, Viridiplantae, Streptophyta, Magnoliopsida, Ericales, Ericaceae. The transcript is spliced from 5 exons.
CUCAUUGAUCACACAUUUUAUAAUUUAUUGAUUUCUCAAUCCUAAGUUUUGUGAUGCAGUAAUAUGGUUCUGCGUGUUCCAUUUCGCCGGUGGGUGCAUGUGAAGCAUCGAAAUCCUCAAGCUCGGCAUGGAGGGUUUUAUUGUCUUCUUCCGAUUCAAGGCUGAAGGGUGAUUGCUGCGGUUGCACGAUAUCAACGCUCUGGACAGUUGGAGUAUAAAGCAUUUAGCAUCUUUAUGUGUGAGUAUAGUGACAUUUUGGGUCUGGGUCAUAAUUUGAUAUGGGCUGUACGCGAUGAUUUAAUUAAAUGGUUGGAUGCUCUUGUGCAUAAUUCAUUCAUACGCCACAGUACUCCAGGUGUCGAACGGUGUUGGUAUAUUAAGCACAUGUCUCAGCUCUAUGUCUUCGCCCCAACUAUGUUAUUGCCUCAAGGUUUACGUGCUUCUUUCGAAGGCAUUAGUAGGACUACUUGGAUUUUGAUAAGACAUGGAUGUAAAUCUUGGCCUAUUCAAGUUGUGGAUGGUGUAAUACGGAAUGGUUGGCGUGAGUUUCGUACAACUCAUGCCAUGACGACUAAUUAUAAGCUUAUUUUAACAUGUGAGCGAAGGUGGAUUUUUAAUGCAAUAAUUCUUGAUCAAAAUGACGUUGAAGUCUCAUAUGAUUGGACAAUGUUAUUGAAUGAACAUUGGCGUGAAUUGCAUGCUCUUCAGGGUAAUUUUUUCACCGCUUGUCUACCAUCAACAAUUCAACAAAAUCUCCCACUCAUGAAGUCCGGAUAUUGGUGCAUGCCACAAACAAAUAAUCUUCAGGAGUUUCAAAGUAGGCUUCAAACUGUACUUGAAGAUGUAAAUUUGGAGGUUAUUUCAGUUCGAAUGGGAAAUAGAACUUGGUCCAUAUCUGUUGACAAUGGACAUCUGAAUACUGAUAUGUUCAACCAGCUCUUGGAUGUUCUGCAACUUCAACUGUAUGAUUAUGUGUUCAUUACUAUGUUACCAAACCUUGAUGUUAGGGUUGUCAUCCUUGAUGCUGCAAAUGAUAGAGAAAGGAUUUAUGAUUGGCUUUAGUUUGGAGUUUAUGUCUACUGCCCUUUGGAUGUUGUCCAAUGAAGAAUGGAGAGUGCUUACAUGAGUAUGCCUUUUUGGCAAGACCUAGCAGUACUGA